AUGAGGUUGAGCGUAGGGCUAAUCACCCGACCUCAUAAAAAAGAAGUGAUUACGGAAACUAUGAACAAGUCAAUAAGAAGUCGUGGGGUAAGCAUAGCUAUCGAGCAUACUCCAAAGGAUGAUUUCAUAGCGGACAGAGAUGCAAGCACGAUGUCUACGAGCCAAAGCCGAAAGGAAGUUCGCGGACAGAGGGAUAUGCUAGUAAGCCCCAAAAACAUCGUCAGGUUUGGAUCAUGGAACGUAAGAACUAUGUACUCCACUGGAAAAACCGCACAAGUAAUAGCAGAAAUGAAGAGAUACCACCUAGAUAUACUUGGAAUAAGCGAAUGCAGAUGGACAGAUUCUGGAAAAAUCAGAGACCAGACAGGUGAAACGAUACUGUAUUCUGGGAGAAAAGAUAACCAUCACAUUAAUGGAGUUGCUAUUGCUAUAUCAAAAGAGAAAGCCAAGACAUUAUACGAAUGGGCACCCAUUAACGACCGCAUCAUAACUGCCAGGUUCUGGUCAAAGUAUAUAAAAACAACAUUAAUACAAGUGUAUGCACCUACCAAUGAUGCAGAAGAAGAAUCAAAAGAUAAUUUUUACGAACAACUACAGGGAGUCAUAGACAACACUCCACGCCAUGAUAUUAUAAUGCUAACUGGCGAUAUUAAUGCAAAAGUAGGUAACAAACAGGAAGGAGAGGAUGGAAUAGUUGGAAAGUAUGGUUUACACUCGGAAAGGAACGAUAAUGGAGAAAGAUUUGCAUCAUUUUGUGCCAUCACCAACUUGGCAAUAUCUUCAACAAUGUUUAAACAUAAAGACAUACACAAGCAGACAUGGACUUCACCAAAUGGUCAACACAAGAACCAGAUAGACCAUGUAGCAGUCAAUGGGCGCUUUAAAAGAUCUGUGUUGGAUGUCAGAGCACAACGAGGUGCAGAUGUCGGAUCUGACCACAAUUUAGUCAUCACAAAAGUAAUGCUUAAACUGCAUAAAAUAGGAAAGAAACCAACAUCUCAAACAAGAUUCGAGACAUGCAAACUUAAGGUACCAGAAGUUCGGAAACAAUUCCAAAUAGAACUGAGGAAUAAAUUUAAUGCACUCAGUGAAGACAACACCAUAGGUCCCAAUCCUGAUGAUAUAGAAGAAAGAUGGAACAACAUUAAAACUGCAUAUAAUGAAACUGCCAUAAAGGUACUUGGGUAUAGAAAAAGAAAAAACCAGGAAUGGAUAAGCCAGGGCAGUUGGAAAAAGGUAGAAGAGAGGCGAGUUCUAAAUGGCAAAGCAAAAAGUGCAAGAUCAGAGAGAUUAAGAGCUAGACUAAAAGAAAAGUAUGGGGACAAAGAAAAAGAGGUGAAAAGAAGUUUUAGAAAAGAUAAACGACAAUGGGUAGAUGACAUGGCGAAUGAGGCACAAGAGGCAGCAAACAUCGGAAACAUGAAAACUGUAUAUGAUGUGACCAAAUUAUUGUGCAACGAACGUCCAAAAACUGUUUAG
Ostrea edulis (European flat oyster) is the source of this 1479-nucleotide messenger RNA. Its product is annotated as craniofacial development protein 2-like. The transcript has a single exon. Bases 1 to 1479 code for a protein of 492 amino acids. Lineage: Eukaryota; Metazoa; Mollusca; Bivalvia; Ostreida; Ostreidae. Gene Ontology annotation, cellular component: nucleus. Gene Ontology annotation, molecular function: catalytic activity. Gene Ontology annotation, biological process: chromatin remodeling. The record is from RefSeq and is a predicted model, not a curated record.